AUCAGCCUGGAGAAAUCAGAUAAGACGCAUUCUGCAACCCCUUGACCGUUGGGCCAAAAGCAUCCAGCCGAGAUUAGGCUACCCGCACGCCAGGGGCGCGUCACGUGACGCAGGCCGGGGGUGCAAAGCAGGGAGCACGCGUCACCCGCGCGGCCUUAGCAACCGAGUGCGUCCAAAGGGCCCAACAUAGCAACCGGCAGCAGGUCGCUCGCGUCGAACGAAGGUGGCAGGUGCGCUCUCGUCGACGCAGUGCCCCCCUACCUACCUACCUACCCUAGCAGUCGCGACCAGGGUGCGUUCGCGUGAUGACCUGCGGGCAUGAGCGGCAAGAGGAAGCCCGUGCUUGAGGCGCGCUCCGUCGAGGACGACUCGCUGACCGAGGUCGAGGACUGCAGCUCGCCGGACAGUUGCGGCUCGGGGCCCACCUACGGGCCCAGGCGGCCCGGCUUCAAGCACCACGCGCACCACAAGAACAAGAACAAGCCCGAGCCGCUGCCCCCGAGGCCGCAGGUCAAGAGAGACCCUCUGCCGAUGAAACUGCGAGCCCUGCCCCACUCCUUUUGGGUGCAGCCAAAUAAGCCAGCCAACGUGUCGCCAGGGUCUGUCUACCCUGUGCUUCCGCCCCUGACGCGCGACACCGACUCUUCGGACAACCGGCCCGAGAUGUCGAUCGUGACCGCCGCCAACACUGACCUGCUCUUCAGCCUCUUCAAGGGCGUCGAGCAGGAGGUCGCCGCCAUUCCGCCCUUGCGGAGGAAUCGACCCAAGAAGACGCCGUCCACCCUGAUGGCCAGGGUGCUCAAAGACGAUGACCCUUGCCUGGGCAGUGCCGCCGACCACGCGGCCUUGCCUUUGCUGCGGCAACCAACGUUCUACGAAAAGAUUCCCAUGCACAGCCAGGUUUUGACAAUGCCUACAAGGGAUUGUGAGAAGACAAUGCUGCCCUCGCUGGACAACAGCUACUCGCAGCUCUUGUCCGAGUUGGUGAUCAGACUGUGACCUGACCGAGUGACCAACAACAGUCUGCAGUCAGACGCUAAAGAGACACUCGAAUAACGUUUCGUCGACAGAAGAAAUAAUAACGUUCCUUAGUCAGUAAACCCCGUCCAUCCACACUGUCGAAUAUAAGUCAUAUUUUGUAAAAAAAAAAAAAUGACAAAAAUCUAGUCUUAAAAAUUGUAUAAAUUCAAUAGUUUCGCCAUAUAAGUAGAGAGAGGUUUUCAUUCUGGUCAUUUUUUUCCGACGUGUGUUGUUUUGUAUUCAGUUUAAUUGUAGCAUUAAAGCUAAGUGAGCAGUAAAUGUGAUGGAGAAAAUAUAUCUUACCAUGAGUAGACUUCAAAUUUAACAAAUCGUAAAUUAUAAAU
This is a messenger RNA of Neocloeon triangulifer, 1364 nucleotides long. RefSeq lists its product as uncharacterized. Bases 319 to 999 code for a protein of 226 amino acids. NCBI's taxonomy places the organism in Eukaryota, Metazoa, Arthropoda, Insecta, Ephemeroptera, Baetidae. The transcript is spliced from 3 exons. The record is from RefSeq and is a predicted model, not a curated record.